Molecule: messenger RNA, 1020 nt
Organism: Alternaria novae-zelandiae
Lineage: Eukaryota; Fungi; Ascomycota; Dothideomycetes; Pleosporales; Pleosporaceae
Exons: 1
Coding region: 1-1020 (339 amino acids)
Source: RefSeq, a predicted model, not a curated record
AUGGCGCCGACUCCCCUGACCAAGCAGAUGGAGCAAGCUACCAAGAAGGAUACAAAAGCUGCCACUCCGUCCCCUAAUGGUAAGGCCAACCUUCUCGCUUCUGCUUUCGUGACCGCGCCUGGUUCCAAGAAAGCCAUGCAGGCGUCCGAGAACAAGAUGGGCGAUGUGGCCAAGAUCUACGAGCUCUCACACGCCGACCGCAAGAUCCUUGCUACCGGACCAAAGGUACAGAUCGUCGACAGCGAGGGCAAGCCAGUGGCCGAGAUGCCCAUCGCUCUUUUCCGUGCAGUCUCCGACAAGAAGGACAUGGUAGCUGGCCCAAAUCCAGUGAUCAAGCUCUCUGCAGAACUUGACGUGCGCAUGGUCCAGGACCUGAUCAAGCACUUCAACGAUAUUACCACCUGGAGCAAGUACGCAAAGGAGAUCCGCCCCUACGGAGCCCCGGGCGCCUACGAAGACCUCCAGCUAUGCAGCGCCGCAGACUACCUCGGCAUGAUGGCGUACACCCAACGAAUCUUCAACCGGUACUGGGCCCUCAUCCGCGCGGAGCGUCUCCCGGAGUACUCGGACAUCGACGCCUUUUCCACUGUCCAGACACCGAUGGGCGAGAACCUCUUCCGCAAAGUCGUGACCAAGCUCGCUCAGGCCGAGCUUGACGGCAAGAUCCCAGAUCCAGAAAAUUACGCCACCUACCUCGAGCACAACGAGCGUUUCGGGCUUGCUGUGACCGAAGCCAAGGAGAAGAUGCAGAAGCAUCGGGACUACGUUGAGCGUACGGCCAAGCGGGAGGCGAACGCAAAACAGAAGAAUGAUGCCGAUCAGAUGUGGUCGCAACAGCGGAAGCUGAAUGAGAAGGAGAAGGCGGAGAAGGAGAAGGCCAAAUGGGAGGCGGCGAGGAAGGCGGAGAGCGAGCUGGCGGCUCGUGUCCAGGCGAAAUGGGUGCAGCCGGGGAAGAAACAUUGGACUGCGGAGGAGGCGGGGUAUCUGCGUCGUGUUCGUGGGAUUAACGUGGCUAUCUAG